This is a messenger RNA of Phymastichus coffea, 4067 nucleotides long. Its product is annotated as leucine-rich PPR motif-containing protein, mitochondrial-like. The transcript has 21 exons. The record is from RefSeq and is a predicted model, not a curated record. Gene Ontology annotation, molecular function: protein binding. Bases 1 to 3996 code for a protein of 1331 amino acids. Lineage: Eukaryota; Metazoa; Arthropoda; Insecta; Hymenoptera; Eulophidae.
AUGAUGAUAUUCAUACGUUUACUAAAAGUUUUUCGUUGUCUAAAUAUAUCUCCCAAAACAAGGUCAACGAGCAGAAAUACAUUGAAAUAUGUAGCAUUUCCAAGAUUAUUGCACUCACAAGCGUUAUUUUUCACAAAUCAAAAAAAUGAACUUAUAACUGUCAUUCAAGCACAACGGAAAGAAGAGGUUAGUAAGAAUCACAAACUGAUAAAUUUAUUUCAACAUGAGAUUCAAAAUUACGGGCGGUUACGUAAAAUUGACGUUGAUAAAUUAUUAGAAAAUGUUAAAGAAUUAGGUGCUGUUUCAAAUUUACAAGGGCUAUUCUUAUUAAAAUGUUGCAGUGAAUUAAUAUCGAAUAAAUCGACAUUAUCAAGAAGAUUAUUGGCUGAUGAGAUUUGGAAAACAUUGAAAGGACUUGAUGUUCAAUUAGAUGUGUCUCAUUAUAAUGCAUUGUUGAAUGUAUAUGCUGAAACUAAUCAUCUAUAUUCACCUAUUGAUUUUUUGGAAGAAAUGGUUAAAGCAGGCAUUAAACCCAAUAGGGUAACAUAUCAAAAGCUGGUUGCACAAUAUUGUAAUGAGGGACAAGUGAUUGAAGCUUCUCAAAUUUUAAAUCACGUAAAAAGUGAAGGCAUUCAUGUAAAUGAAGACAUGUUAAGUUCACUAAUUUAUGGUAAUUUUGUAAACAACAAUGACGAAGUUGCAUUUGAAUAUUUAAAAGAUAUGGAAAAAAAUGGUGUACAACUCACUGUCAAAACUUAUUCUAUUUUACUAUAUAUUUAUGCAAAUAGAGGAGAAAUCGACAAUAUAAGAAAAACUCUAAAAGAAUGCGAAGCUAAAGAUGUAUGGGUUCCUGACAAAGCACUUUUAAGGAUAAUUCAUAAUCUUAGCAUACAUGGUUUUCCACAAUAUAUAGAUGAGAUUUUGGCAUUGACACGUAGGGGUAAUGUUUAUCUCAGUGAAGCAACUAAAAUCAUCUACAAGCUUAUUGAGGAACAUCAUUACGAGCCCGCCUUCAAAAUAUAUCAAACACUACCGGAGAACCGGAAGAUUACUGGCGGAAAUAUAUUUUUGCAAGCCUUAAUCAAUUCAGACGCCCCGCUGGAAAGAAGCGUAGAAUAUUGUAGAUUAAUGGAAAUCAAAAAAUUGAAUCAUAAAGCUUUUCUAUUAGCUGUACAAAAAAAUGCAAAUGAUGUGUAUCACUCAAGUAUAAAACUGUUGAAGGCAUGGAAACAAUUAGGUGGAGUAAUAAGAGCGGAUUAUUUUUUUCCUAUUUUGAAAGCUUAUGGAGAGGCUGGACAAAAUAAAGAAAUCAUGAAUGUUUUGCAAAAAAUGACAUCGGAGUUUGAAUUGCAACCUAGUGUUUAUAUGUUGAUAAAUUCUGUUCUACCAUAUAUGCAAUGUGAUGAUGAUGAGAUAUUAUUUGUAUUAUUCGGAUAUCAAGUUAAUCAUGUACAUGCCGCAAAUUCUGUUCUUAUAUACUUACUCAAAAAAAACGAGAUUCGCAAAGCAGUAAAAUUUAUGAGUAAUUUUUCGAUGCAGUAUAGAGCAGAAAUCGUGAAAUCUAAUCUUCUGAAUGCAUUUAUAAAUACAGAAGACGUUCCAAGUUUCGUUAGUAUUUUACAUCAUUUAUACAUGCACAAAUUCAAUUAUGAAAAUCAUAUAGCCGAAGAUAAUAUCAAUAAAGUAGUUUAUUCUCAAAAAUUUAUUGAUUCGUUCAUUUCAGAGACAGUUGAUACUAUACUGUCGAAAAAUGAAUCUGCUCCUUCAACAAUCAACAAGUAUCUAAUUAUUUCGCUUUUCAGAAAUUUAAUUGACAAAGGUAUUCAUUUAUCACCUGCAGUGACAGAUGAUAUAAGAAUAAAAUUAAGCAAUGAAAUGACGCCACAAAUUGAAAAAGCUUUAACAAAUUUGAAAUCUGAAAAUCUUGUUCCUAAACCUAUUUUAAGGCAGCUUCAAAAUAUGUGUUUGAAAACAAAACUAACAAACAUAGGAAAAUUGGAAAAAUUGGCCAAAGUAUCAUCAGUGUCCAAUAAAAUAAAUUCACUAAAAUAUCAAAAGCAAUUGUUAUACUAUUAUUGUAGUAUAUUGAAUUACGACAAAAUGUAUCAAGUAUUACAGGAACUUGAAAUAAAUUGUAUUCAACAUUUUCCAUCUACAUACGCCACUGCGAUUGACGCUUUUUUACGUAUGAAUAAAAUUGAUGAAGCCGAGGCUUGGUUGUUAAGAGCCAGAGGAAUGAUACCAGACUUUCACGUGAGCAAAAUUAUACUUUUAAAAUUAGCGACAGCUAUUGCCGAACAAGGGCAUUUUAAACGAGCAUUGGAUUGUCUGAAUCAGCCAACAGUUUCUUCUAAUAUUCGAUCGCUUAGAACUUGCACAAAGUUCUUAACAGCUGUCAUGCAGUUUGACGACGAAAAUUAUUUACUGCAAGCUUUUGAUGUACUCAAUGAAAACGGCUAUAUUACUGUAUUAAAAAGUCAUCUAUUUAUACCUUUAGUUUUACUUUAUCUACACAGAGGUAAUAAUGAAGUUGCACUCGAAAAAUUCAAAUGGGUUUACAAAGUUUACGAUCUUGCUCCGUGUCAAAUACAGCUUAUGAAAACAUUUAUAAAGACGGAAGAUAAAAAUUCAUUAAAUCAGGUUAUAACCGUCAGUGAAGAGGUCGAUGGAUCGUUGACGUGUUAUUUCAAUCUUGCUUUAGCUUACCUUGAAAAUUCUCAGUUGUCCGAAGCGAAAAACGUGAUUGAGAAACAUAUACCACAUUUACUAGAGACAAUUGUUUUCGAACAAGCUGUAUUUUAUUGUAACAAUGGGCAAAUUGACUAUUUGGAAAACCUUCUUGAGAUAUUGAAUAAUUUGAAUUAUGAUGUUGAAAAACUCUGUGUAGUCCUAUUGAAAGCUUUUGGAUAUUAUAACGAAUGGGAAAGAGGGUAUAAACUGUGGAUGAAAAUGAAAGAUAACAUCAAGUUUUCAAAUACUUUUUUUGAUUAUUUUAAUUUAGUCAUGAAUACGAAAGAUAAUGGUAAUUCAAUGUUACAAGAAUUUUUAGAAGCCACAGAGGGAAGCGAUGAAAUGAAAAAUCGAGAGCUUUUAGAUAAAUUACCUAUAUUAUACAAAAGUGAUGGUUAUUCGAGAUUGUGUAAAAAAGCUUGUCAGAAAGAGAAUUUUUCGGAAACCAUAGAACUUUGUAAGGAGCUAAAAAAUCAAUUCAAUUUGGAUAUACAUUCAUUUGAUGCAGAAUUCAUAUUGGAUGUUAUGGUAAAAAAUAAAGAUGUAGAUAGCGUUGAGAAAAUUGGAAUAUAUAUGAGUCGUAAUUUGAAAAAUCAAAUAAAAUAUAAUUUCUAUUUAAAUCGUGUGUAUCUAAUGUCCGGAUCGUGGAAUUUGUAUCUGAAAGAUAUUGAAAAAAGACUUGAUGAAGGAACUGUUAACUGGCUGAAUCUGAAUAUGCAUGUUAGGACUACAGUAGAAUGUUUGUUUCAACAUCCUGAGCUGUUGGAACAAUAUGAAUUAGUAGCUCACAGGUGUAAUGAAAAUAAUAUUCCUGGCCCUAUUCAUGUUCUUUGGAUUUACUAUUUUUUCACUAAUGAAUCUAAAUCUGAAAAAUUAUGGUCACAGUUUAUAAAAAAAUCAAAGAUCUCCAUUUGGAUGGAAGUUAAAAAUUUUCAACAGACUACUCCUGAAAUAUAUGUAAAAGUAGCUGAACUUUUAAAAGACAGUGAAAUUAAAAAAUCGACAAUGUCGAAUAACUUUACAUCAUUGAUAGAGCGUGCUUUAAAAUCUGAUCAUCCAAAUAAAUAUGUAAUCGGCUUGCAAUGUUUAUUACAUGCUACAGAAAAAUUGCCAAUGGAAUCAUACGAUAUCGAUUUACUUGUGAGGCUUCAGAAAGGUCUUGAAAAUUCUGGAGUAAAAUGGCCAUGGUCCAGUCGGAGUAAUAAAGAAGAGGAAAAACAGCAAGUGAAAAAUACAGUUAAAGCUAUUACGGCCUUGUAUAAAUGAAAAUCUAGUCAUUAAUUAUUUGUACAAAGUAUGAUUUGAAAUAAAUCUACAUUUGCCAAUUUUACUUUUAU